UAGUUCAAUGAGGAUCCUAGGAAUUGAAAUAUGAAACCGAUAUUAGCAUUGUGUGUGUCAUUUUGUCUCGUGAGCAAUGUGCUUACGAAGCCAAUUCCUGAAGGCAAUGAAGAAGCUACGGGUGAAAAUGCAACCGAAGAACCGAAGAACGAAAAAACAACUGGAGCUGCCAUUGCUGAGGACAAUCAGGGGGAAGAAAACAAAAAGGAAGGUGAAGACGAUUCCGGUCAACCCGAUAUAAACCAGGAUGAAUCGGAAGGUGAUACUACUACGGAGGGAGGAGACAAUAUUGCUAAAAAUGGCGACAUGAACACCAAUGCCAAUGGGGAUGGUAAAGAAUCAUCUCCAACAGAUAACGAAAAAAGUGAAACCAAAAACGAUCCCGAGGAAACGUACAACAAAGUCAUUGGGCUGCUGGACCAGAUCAAGCUGGAUAACGUCGAGAAUGGUUACGAGCGCUCUGAACUUACCGCCGACUUGCAAAGAUAUCUUCGUAACCCAAUAGUGGAUGUCAUUGGAACAGUCGGUGACUUCUCGAAGAUUUCGGACUGCUUCAAGUCAUUAGCCGACGAUACGAAGAAAGCAAUUGAAGAGGAUUUGAAGGCAUUCAAAGAAUGUACAGCCAAGAACGACAGCGACGCCUAUCAGUGCUCACAAAAUCGAAGUUCGGUGCAGGAUAGAAUUUCGAAAAUUAGUGCCGCAAUUAAAGUAUGUGUUGCUUCAAAUAGGUCUUAAGAGUUAUAUGUACCUAUGGAAAACAAAUCUUUUUGAAAUAUGAAUUAAAACAUAUGCGUGGAUGAUAA
Armigeres subalbatus is the source of this 803-nucleotide messenger RNA. RefSeq names its product 30 kDa salivary gland allergen Aed a 3-like. Lineage: Eukaryota; Metazoa; Arthropoda; Insecta; Diptera; Culicidae. Bases 31 to 735 code for a protein of 234 amino acids. The record is from RefSeq and is a predicted model, not a curated record. The transcript has 2 exons.